GCACACAAACACACACAAAACACUUGUCUUCUUUCAUUUCAACUUGUGAGCCCACCACUAAUCAUAUGUUUUAAAACCAAAACACACACAUAAAUACCCAUUUUACCUCGUUAAAACCACCAAUUAAGCCAUACCUCAUGGCUACAUAUUCUUCUUCUUUGUAUAUCUCAAAUCUUGUAAAGAUCCACCAUGAAAACCACAAUGCAUUGCGGUUUCGACUGUCCCCGAGUCUCGUCCGAGACACGAGUGAUUCCGGUCUCAAAAGAACAAAAUUUAGUGUUAGAGCGGAGGCUAAUUUAGUCUCACCCAACUGGGAUGCUUGGAAACCUGACAUGGGUUCUAAAGCUCCUUCACUAAGUGACAUCUUUUGGCCAUCAGCAGGUGCAUUUGCAGCCAUGGCGGUGUUGGGAAAGAUGGACCACAUGUUGGCUAAAAAAGGUGUUUCAAUGACAAUAGCACCACUUGGAGCUGUUUGCGCCGUCCUUUUUGCCACCCCUUCUACCCCUGGUGCUCGGAAGUACAAUAUGUUUAUGGCUCAAAUGGGUUGUGCAGCAAUUGGUGUCUUCGCAUUCUCAAUUUUUGGGCCAGGUUGGCUUUCAAGGAGUGUCGCGCUUUCUGCAUCAUUGGCCUUCAUGAUAUAUACUCGAUCUGUUCAUCCACCAGCUGCAAGUUUGCCUUUGUUAUUUAUUGAUGUGGUAAAGUUUCACCACUUGAAGUUUUGGUAUAUCUUGUUCCCCGGUGCAGCCGGAUGUCUCCUUCUAUGCUUGAUUCAAGAAGUUGUAUGUUACUUGAAAGACAAUGUCAAAUUCUAAGCAAAGUAAUGAAGUUUUGAAAUUUUGGGUCAAUUAGGUUCAUAUAUAUAUUGAAGAGGGUGGAAGAAGGAUAUGCAAAUUCAAGCAUGUCUUUUGUUCAAGGGUGAUUCUAUGCUUAAUUGUAUAUGAUCUAACAAAAUGUAAUUUGUGUGAAUCAAUUUUUCAAGGGUGAUGCUAUAUUGCAUUGUAUAUGAUCGAAAUGAAAUUUGUGCAUUUUUGGAA
Messenger RNA from Erigeron canadensis, 1034 nucleotides. Its product is annotated as transmembrane protein DDB_G0273707/DDB_G0273361-like. The transcript has 5 exons. The record is from RefSeq and is a predicted model, not a curated record. Bases 138 to 812 code for a protein of 224 amino acids. NCBI's taxonomy places the organism in Eukaryota, Viridiplantae, Streptophyta, Magnoliopsida, Asterales, Asteraceae.